UUGGGCUAUUGGUGCUGCUUUUUUCAUUGUGUAUUACAUUUGAAUUGUGAUUCGGCUGAGUAUUUGAUGCGCUCAGUGCAAACAUGACUAAUCAUAAUUAACUGAAAAAUAUUAGGAUCGAAUUCUAAACAAAAUUCACGAAAAAGGAAUGUGGAAUUAAAAUCGAAUUUCGUUUGUUUCGUUUGUUUCACUGACGAGAAAAAAAUUGUGUUUUCUUGUGUAAAUCUAGUGGGCAAGAAAAAAAUGUCCACGACUCUACAAUACGAUACAUCCAAAGUGCAGUCAAACGAGAACAAAUAAUAUUUUUUGUUGGUGAUUCAAUAUUUUCUUAGUAAUUUUCCAGUGUUGAAAUAAUUUGAGCUAGCUCAACGAAAAUUUGAUUACGGAAUAAAGUUAAAUUCAUUGCAAUAGAUAAAAUAUUUUUUAUGGUGUGAGAUAGAACAAACCACACACACUUGAAGAAGAUGACGUUUGUAAAAUGUCAGUGACUUGAAACUUUAAUAAUAUAUACGACACAAGUACGAUCGAUAUAAGUAGCCAUGUGGUUUAAAUAGCAAAAUGAUUUUGAAAUUAAAAAGAAAUAAAUUAAAUAAAACACAAAUACGUGACCAAAUGUAAAUAAUAACAAUAAUAAUAAUCAAAAAGCAAACGAAUAGAUUAUAUGGACAUAUACAUAGCUUCCCAUAUAACUCACGAUACAAAAUUCAGUGUAAACAAUAAGAACAAGUAAAAAUUCGCAUAUAGAUGCUUAAAAUCAUCAAUUUAGACAUAAAAUUCAAUUUAUUUUGAUUCGACCGAAAAAAAAUAAAUAGAACUGUAAAAUGAUGGCAAACGCUUCCAUUGACGAUGGCUCACACGAACAAGUGUCAGAAGCGAUCGCAGCAAUGGUAAUGCGAAAAGGCUAUCGUGAUGGAGCUUCUUUUAUAAAUAAUGAGUGCGUUAAUGGCAAAAGUGAAUAUCUGAACUGUGUAUUGGAUGUUAUUCUUAGUCCAGAAAAUAAUAUCGAUAAUUUAGAAUACAUAGAAUGGUGCAAAUGGCUUAUUGCCGGUGGCCGUACACCUGAUGACUUCGCAAGCAUAGUUCGAACAUACGAUAAUCAUGCGAAAUGUGGUCUAGUUUGGAUACCACAUGUAGUUGCUUACCGAUGCCGCACAUGCGGAAUUUCUCCGUGCAUGUCAAUAUGCCGGAAUUGUUUCAAGAAAGGCGACCAUUCCACGCACGAUUUCAAUAUGUUUCUAUCGCAAGCGGGCGGUGCAUGUGAUUGUGGGGAUACAUCAGUGAUGAAAGCCGAAGGGUUUUGUUCCGACCACGGCAUCAAUAACCAUUCUAGAAGCUCAACUGUGCCAAAUGAUCUAAUGGCCGUCGCAGAGGCAAUAAUGCCACGAUUAUUACUUCGUUUGCUGUUUCACUUCCGUGAUGAUGGCAACAUUAAAGCCUGUGAUUCAUACUGUAGUAUGCUAAUGGAACUGAAUAAUAUAGGUGAACUAAUGCGUAACGUGAUGACUACAACUUUACUUGAUAAAUCGUUAUAUGUUUCGCUACUCAAUCCAGACACAACAAAAUCAUAUUCUGAGUUCUUAGUUCGAAGCAUAAUCAAGUAUAAAGAUGCCAAAAGCAAGUUGAAAAGUCCGGUGGCACCAAACAAAUAUAAAGAUUUUGUAGCUCUCCAAAGUGACAUUGUGCAUUCGUCAUUGUUAGAAGAAUUAAUAUUCUGGACGUUCAAAUAUGAAUUUCCACAGAAUUUUGUUUGUUUUCUAUUGAAUAUGCUACCCGAUCCAGAGUAUAAGGAACAAUUGACACGAACGUUUGUAAUGCACUACAGCCGCAUUCCAAAGGUUUUGGAAACGUCAGGCGAUCCGGAUACACUGAGCAACCGAGUCGUUCAUAUGAGUGUGCAACUAUUUUCAAAUGAAAGUUUGGCGCUUAAAAUGGUCGAAGAAUUGAAUCUUUUGCAUGUGAUGAUCAUUAGCUUAAAGUCAAUGAUGGCACAAAAUCUAAUACGAAAUACAUUACACGAUGAAGAUCGAAAUACACACGAUGUUAUUGAUUGUGCUACUAAAGCAAUGAAAGAACACUGCUAUUGGCCGCUCGUUUCUGAUUUCAACAAUGUACUUUCUCAUGAGUCGGUGGCAUUAGUUUUUCUUCGGGACGAUGAUUUAGUAAAUAUGUGGUUUCAAUUUUUAUCGAUGCUGCAAGGAAUGAAUGUCAAUGUUCGCGAAGUUGGGAGUCAUAUCGAAUACGAACCAAGUUCCUAUUAUGCAGCCUUUUCAUGUGAGCUAGAAGCAAGUGCAUAUCCAAUGUGGUCCAUUAUAUCGCAUUUGAAUGACAAUACAUAUGCUCAGCUUGCGAAAAAAAUCAUCAUAUUCUGCUCUAACUAUCUGCAAGACUGGUUGAAAGCAAUUUAUCAAUCAAAACAUGAUAAGAGUGAAGUUAUUAAAGAUGAUAAAAAUGAAAUGAUGCGCGCUUCCUUUCAUUUCCCACUUCAUCGGUAUCUGGCUGCAUUUACAUGUCAAGCCGUUAGCAAAAUGAAUAUGACACUCAAAGACAUCAUCCCUCAGCCGGACCUACUUACUCUCUUAAUGAUUCAUCCUCUACGCGUGCAGAGUUUUUUUUAUGAAAUUUUGGCUGGAGUAUGGAUACGAAAUGGUUUACAGAUAAAAGGUCAAGCAAUGACGUAUAUACAAGCGAAUUUCUGCAAUUCGAUGGUUGAUAUGGACUUAUAUUUCUUGCAAAUUUGCGCAAUUCAAUUGCCACCGAAAGUAUUUUUAUUGAAUGCAAUUGAAUCAUUCGGUGUUGGUGACUGGCUCGGUAUGUGCCAGCUAUCUCAGCCACAAGAAAUGGAACAAGACUCAAUGAUGGAGGGAUUGUUGACAUUUUUGUCUACGAUCGUUUCAUCCCGAACGAACUUAGGGAAUGACGAAAAGGCACAAUGCAUAAUCGAAAUAAGUGCCUUGCUCGCCACUGGCGACAAAACACACAGUCAACUAUUAGAACUAAUGCCGGAACGUUCGGGAAAUUCACACACCAGAAAUUUUGAACAAUAUUUGAAUGAAUUAUCCAUAUUCAAGCAACCACCAAGUCUGUCGGAAAAUCUGGAACAAGGAUUGUUCAUGCCGACUGGUGAUGUAUGGGAGAGGUAUUACGAUCCGCUUCAUGUUCUAUUGCGAGCCGUGCACCGAAGAGAUUUCCAAAAUUCCAUGGAUCGUUUUCAAAAUUAUGUCAAGCACGAAAAGAAAAUGCCAAAAAGUGGAAGUCUUUGGCCACCAUUCAGAUUGCCAGCACCAGUGGGUGGAUUUUAUAGUGAUCCAUCAUGUAUUCUACAAUCACGUAUUUUGCAUUCAAUGAUUCUUGGCAUUCUAUACCGUGCAGUACACUUGUACAAUGUUUCAGAGCAUAUGCUAUCGCUGGCUAUAUUCUUAUUGGAAAUGGCUGUCACGUACACAAACAAUGUGCCAAAAGAUGCAUUGGAAUGUAAUCAAAACAAAAGUUCAUUUGCCUCAUCAAGCGAUAUCCCAGAGCUAUUGAAUGUUUACUCCGGUGACUGUUUAGCAGCAAAUCUUCGCCAUCAUGUCAGUCGUAUUGCAUUGGCUUCAAUUGAACCACAAAAUUCUCCAGCAAAUUAUAGCAACACCACGUUUGAUAGUGAUAUUGAAUGGGAUGUAUCGGAAAAUGAACCAUUACAAACCUUAAUGCCGAAUACUACGCAAAUGGAAUUGGAUACGGAAGAGACUCGAUUCGAUGUAGCUCAAGAUUUGAGCAUUCGGGAGCGCUAUUUACCUUUGCGUAAUGUUGAUACAAAUCCCGAAGCUGGUGCACUGGAACCAUAUGGAUCUUUGCCACCAAAUGAAGCUGUUAAUGCAAUUGAGUAUACAAGACGUGACUCGGAUCCAGAACCAUCGGGGUCAACACAUUUGGCACUACCGCCAGCACAUCCAACAACUGAAACAGGCAUGGAAGUUGUUGUUCGUCGCAAUUUGAGUAUCGUUGCAACAGAUGAAACGCAAAGACCACAAACAGAAAUGUUUUCACAUGCAAAUCCAGGCACAAUGCUGCCCUUCCAAAGAGUACAGCCGGUAGCUGUACCUAGAAAUAUGGAUAUUGUUGCUAGUACGGGAAAUAAUCAACGACGAAUCUUUUCGACAUCAUUCAAAUCAAAAAUCAUUGAGGGCAGCAUGUCCGAUACUGACUUCAUUCAAAUUGACGAAAGUAUUUUGUCACUUUUACUAAAGUUACACUCACAGUUGAGUGGCAUAUUGGACAGUUUUUCUUUGGAUGAAACAAUUGAAGAGAAAAACAUAGACGCUAUGGAUACCAGCGAAGCUGGAACAUCAAGUUCACAUGCUAGUCAAUCGAAUCACAAAAAUAUCAAUGUGUCGGAAGCGCGUAUUGGCGAUGGUCCAUUUUUCAUUGGAAAUCUAUUGAAGAAAAUUGCAAAAGCUGAUGAGGGCUGUGCUCAAUCAAUAAAUGAAAUCCGUCAACGUUUAUGGCCAAAUCAACGUGAAAAGCAAGCAGAACAAAGAGCCAAAGAAACUAAAGAAAAGGAAGAACGUAGUAAGCGUGCUCGUGAACGUCAACAAAAGCUUAUGGAAGAAUUUGCAAAUAAACAGAAACGAUUCAUGGAGCAAACAGCUGAAGAAAUGGACUAUUGUGACUAUGAUGAACAGGAAAAUGAUGAAGAAGUGACUAGAGAAAAAGAAUAUGUAUGCAUUAUAUGUAAUCUGACUAGCCCAAGUACUGAAUCAAAUCCAAUCGGUCUGGUUGUUCUAAUCGAGUCCAGUGGUGUAUUUGGUCAUCGUAGAAAGUGUGGUGAGAAAUUUAAACUGCCACUUAACGAUGAUGAAUCUAGUUCUUUGACAACAGAACGAUUUGCAACUGAGUGUACGCAUCGAAAUCAAUUACUUACAUAUCAAUUUGGUGAAGAGUCCUGGUUUUUGACCAGCAAUAACUCCUUUGAAUCAGGUAUAUUUGUACAGUCAUGCGGUCACUAUGUUCAUAUCGGAUGUCAUGAGUCUUAUUCAAGUUCAUUGAGUUCUCAACGUCAACAAAGUUUGAAUGUUGAACGCGGUGAGUUUUCAUGUCCGGUUUGCCGACAACUGGCUAACGCUGUUUUGCCAUUGAGCCCACAAACUGAGACACCAACUUCAGUUGUACGCACUAAGGACGAGAAGAAAAAAGAUCAUAUGCUCAAGUCAUUACUGGAAGAAUUAACCGUUCUUAUCAAGGAAAAUGAUCAACCUUCGCCAUCGAGACCAACUAAACUAAAUGAGGCAAUGGGACGUGCAAUGGAAAUCAUCACAGAAUGUACUUAUCCAAAAUUGUUUUCACCGUCACAGCGAAGGUUAUUCUUGUUUGUAACAUCUAUCGCCCGAACGAACCUGGAGGCUGAAAUAAUUCAAAGGGGUGGUUCACUUUGUUCGAAAAAUGCCUUGCGAUAUAAGCCAAAGCGAGAUUGUCUUGUGCCUCUGUUGAGCUUAUUGUCGGAAUAUUUACGCCUUUUGGCUGGAUGGCCGCUUUGGCAAUCUUUCGUGUCUUUGUACGAAGUUCAGUCGAUCAAUACCGCAACGGUGCCUGCACACUGUCAAGAAAUUAUUCCCAGUUUGUUGGCAGAUCCAAUAGCUCUUCUGAUUAAAUACACUUUAUUAGCCCCACUUCGUAUGGAUAUAGUUUACUUUACUUGCAUCGUAAAAGUAAUGUACAAUUUGUUGUACUUUCAAGUCAUUGUCAAAGUGUGCUCAUCUCUAACCGAAGCUGAAUGUGAUCAGAUAAUAUCAACAUACGCAACAAAUGAAAUGGUGGAUUUAGGCAGAUUCAAUUGCCUUGGAUCCGUAAUGGCUUUUGUAUUGAAGAUAACAAAUAAUUGCCAACAAUUCCGAAGAACUUCAUUAUGCAGCGUACCAAUUCCAUCUACUUCAACAUCCUCUCAACAACAGACUCAACUAAAUUUGAAUCAAAUAGAACAACAAUUGCAAAAUCUUUGUUUACCUUAUCUACGAAUUGCGACAUUACUUCGACAUCAUUUAUACGAACAAAAUCUACCCGUCAUUGAAGUUCCACAAAUGGAAUUUGUGUGCUUAGUUUCUUAUUUGGAAUUGGUAACGAUUGAUAUUAAUUGGAAUAGUUUUGAUGCAGCUGAAGCAUUAUGCUUCAUUCCUGGUCAUGAGCGUAAAUUGCCUGAACUAUGGUGCAACCAAUUGAUGAGCUUGCAUCGGGGUUCUCAGGCAGAAGAGCAGCACAGAGCUCUCGUCACAUUAGUGAACAAUCAACAUACAUUGUGGCAACAGCCAAGACUACUAACUCUUCCACGAGAAUAUGAAAAACUUUUUACGUACUACCAUGAAAAGGUCUGCACAAAUUGCAACAAUGUACCGAGAGAAUGUUCGAUUUGUUUGCUUUGUGGAACCAUCGUUUGUUUGAAACAACGGUGUUGUGCUGAAGCAAGCUGCUUUGAAGCUGUCAGGCAUUCAAUGCGAUGCGGUGGUGGAACUGGAAUAUUUUUGGUUGUGCCUUCAACUUAUAUAAUCGUGGUUAGAGGACGAAGAGCAUGUCUAUGGGGAUCACUCUAUUUGGAUGAUUAUUUCGAAGAAGAUCGAGAUUUAAGACGAGGUAGACCUUUGUAUUUGAGUGAGGAACGUUUCAAUUUAUUAGAAUCUCAAUGGCUAUCGCAUCGCUUUGCUCAUACGAAACAUACAUGGGUUUUGCAUAGAGAUACACUUUGAUUUCUUUAGAUAACUAUUGAAUCGAAUAAAAAUAUAAUAUUUCAAUAAAUAUUGUUUUAAAAAAAGAAUUGAUGGAAUGUGUAAACACAUACCAUUCUUUUUUUCAAAAGUCACGUUAAAGAAGCUCAACCUCAAUCUAAUAAACAUGAACACACUGUAAAAAUAAAUUAAAAUAUAAAACGAUAUACAGAAAUAUAA
Molecule: messenger RNA, 6914 nt
Organism: Contarinia nasturtii (swede midge)
Lineage: Eukaryota; Metazoa; Arthropoda; Insecta; Diptera; Cecidomyiidae
Gene: Ubr3
Product: E3 ubiquitin-protein ligase Ubr3
Exons: 13
Coding region: 822-6716 (1964 amino acids)
Biological process (GO): protein ubiquitination; ubiquitin-dependent protein catabolic process via the N-end rule pathway
Cellular component (GO): cytoplasm; ubiquitin ligase complex
Molecular function (GO): zinc ion binding; ubiquitin protein ligase activity
Source: RefSeq, a predicted model, not a curated record